Strongyloides ratti is the source of this 2232-nucleotide messenger RNA. Its product is annotated as PHD finger protein 14. The transcript is spliced from 2 exons. Gene Ontology annotation, biological process: regulation of transcription by RNA polymerase II. The coding region runs from base 1 to 2232 and encodes 743 amino acids. The record is from RefSeq and is a predicted model, not a curated record. NCBI's taxonomy places the organism in Eukaryota, Metazoa, Nematoda, Chromadorea, Rhabditida, Strongyloididae.
AUGUCUAAUGAUAAAAGCGGUAGUUCAAAAAAUAAUAAAAAAGGUAAUAAUGGUUUAUUAAACAUGCAAUUAAAAGACUGGCAUUGGAAUACAUAUGCUAUUUAUAAGAAGGAAAAGUUUAAUGAAUUGUUAUCAAUGGUAGGUCAUCAACAUUCAAUAUACAGUAGUGGUGGUGGAUAUAAAUAUUAUAAAUGUAAAGAUAAUCAAUGCUCAGCUAAAUUAAGAAUUCUUUCAAAAAAAGAUGAUGAAAAAAUUGUUGUUUUUGUUAGGCAAGUUCAUACUUGUGGUUAUGAUUGGAAUGAACUUAUAAAUGGUGAUGAUGUGAUAAAAUUAGAUAAUUUUGAACAAAUUAAUGAUAAAAAAAAUAAUACUGUCUCUGUUACUUUUAAUGAAAGAAAAAAAAGAAGAAAAUCAGAUGAUGUUUCUGGUAGAAGAAAGAAGACUACAGUAAUUGACAAAAAGGCUUUAUCUUUUACUUGUGAAAGUGAUGCUAAUUGUAAUAAAAAUGAAAAAGAUUUUUCUCUUAAUUAUACAAUUCCGAAAAAGAAAAGAAAAACAAAUAAACAGAAUAAAUCUGAAACUAAUGGAUUAAUAAUUCAGUCAAUAAAUGAUGAAGACGAAAGUAGUGAAAAUGAUAACGAAGAUUUUACAUCAUCUCUCAAAUCAAUGUCAGAAUCUUCAUCAAGUCAUGAAAGUACACCUGAAUCAGUUGUUAAAAAUUUUACAAGACCAAAAAGAAAAAGUGCAAUUAAAGCUAUGGAAACAAAAGUUUUAUUAAAUGGAAAUUUUAAAACUGAUGAUGAUGAUUUUGAAGAUAGUGAUGAUGAUGAUUAUACUGAAGAAGGCAAUAAAUCAUUUGAUGAAGAAGAAAAUAGUGAUGUAGAUGAUACAAAUUGUAAUAACCAACCAGCUACUUCAAGACGUUUUCAACCAUAUAAUAUUUGUAAGAUAGAUUUUAAAAAUUUUUGUGGAUUUUGUAUGAAAGAUGAUUAUAGUGAAGAUCAACUUCUUCAAUGUAUUACUUGCAAAAUUAAAGUUCACGAACAUUGUUAUUAUGUUAAAAAUACUUUUCAACCAAACAAUAAAAGAAUCAUUUCACCAUGGUUUUGUAAUGAAUGUCUUUCAAAUUCAAAGUCAUCAAGUUGUAUAGGAUGCCAUGAAAAUCAUGGACCAAUGAAACAAACAGAAAAUGGAUGGAUUCAUGGAUUUUGUGCAUUGUAUAAUAAUGAUAUUUAUGAAGAAUUAGUUGAUAAUCUAGAAGGACCAUACUAUUCAACAAAAGUUGCUUCUAUGAAAAAAAGAUCAAGGUGUAUAUUUUGUGAAAAUCCUAUUUUAAGUUGUAUUGGAUUUACUAUUCAAUGUGAAGCAGAUAAAUGUAAUAUUAAAUAUCAUCCUAUGUGUGGUUUAAAAUAUGGUGCUACUUUUAAUAUUUUUCCUGAUGAUGGAUAUAAAAAUUUAUCUACCACACAUUGUCCACUUCAUUCAAAUUCUGAAACAGAGAAAAGUAAAAGUUAUUCAAUUUAUCAUGUAUUUAAAAAGGAAUUUGAAAGUCUAUCAGAUCUAUCAAAAAAAAAUAAUAUAAUUCAGGAAUCUCAUAAAAAAGCAUUUACAGCUCAAAAAAAAUUAAUGGAUAAUGCUUAUAAAGAAUGGGUAGAUAAAAUAAAAUAUAAUAAUAUAAAUUGUAAUGUAAUUCCAUUUUCAAAAAAUAUACUAGAUCAAUUAAUUGAUAAAGAAAUAUUAUGUGAUCCAAAUCUUGAUCUAACAAAAUCAUUUGAUACUUUUAUAUCUAAAAUAAAAGCUCCAAACAAGGAAUUAACAAUAUUAAAUAAAAGAUUUAAUGAAUUAUUAUCAGGUUCACUACAAAAUAUAGUUAUUGAAUGUUUAUCAUUAACAAAAACGUCAAAUUUAACUUUACCAAAGUUAAAUAAUAAAACCAAAUCCACAAAAUAUUCUUUAUCUGAUAGUAAAAAUAUAAUGACACAAAUAUAUGAUCAACUUUUUUCCAUAUCAGACGAUGCUAUCUUGAAAGUUAUCGAUGCUCGUUUAAAAAAUGCUAAAGAAGAAGAUAUUGAUAAAGAGAUAAAAUUUAUUAAAUCAUUUUUAAUUUUCAAGAAAGAAUAUUUAAAAUGUAACAAAAAUAAUUUACAAGAUGAAGAUUUUAUCAAAAGUUGUAUGGUAGAUUUAUAUAAAUGUCUUCAUUAUUAUAAAAACCGUUAUGGAUCUCAAGAAUAA